Trachemys scripta elegans is the source of this 1660-nucleotide messenger RNA. Its product is annotated as methyltransferase-like protein 24. The record is from RefSeq and is a predicted model, not a curated record. NCBI's taxonomy places the organism in Eukaryota, Metazoa, Chordata, Testudines, Emydidae.
CAUGGUCAAAAGGGGCUUUGAGUUCAGCCAGCGGAUGAGCGAAAUGCAGUGCCAGGUGCACAGCUUUGGCCUGACCCCCUACAAGCAGACAGGCCUCUGGCAGAAAGGACAGGUGCAGCACCAUGCGCUGUGGCUGGACUGGCACGAGCGACGCCCGGUCACCUCCUCGCAGAGACGGAGGAGCCCUUCCAAGAGGCUACAUCAGAUCAUGCAGGACUUCGGCCACAAGAAGAUCGACGUGUUGGAGGCGGACUUGGCCAGCGCCGAGUGGAAAAUUUUGGAGAGUAUCCUUGUGGAUGGCACCGUGGCCGCAGUGCACCAGCUGAUUCUCGCCAUCCACCUCCACUGGCCCGGCUUUGAGGUCAGUGGGAGCGAGGCAGCCGUGGUGCGGUACUGGUACAGCCUGCUGAAGGCACUAGAGGCCAGAGGGUUUCGGCUGUUCCAUAGCUUCAAGGACCUGCAGAAGCCGCAGCUCUUCCUGCACAAAGAACUCUUCAAUGCCAGCAGCUCCUACACCCUGAGCUGGGUCAACACGUAUUGGAUGUACUGAAAGGGGGCACACCGUGGGCAUUUGUGAGGAUGGAGCUGGGUAUUUUCAAACCUGGCUCCUGGCCGAGCUCGGAAUGGGUGUGCUUGUUAGGUCCCGGCUGGCCACAACGCACCCCGGGCGGAAUUUGUAUUUCUGCUGCAUUCCAGGGACGGAUGAUGCAGCCAAAGGGGUUCUGAAGAUGAAUCCAGGAAGUGCUAACAGAGGUCCAAGACCUGUGACUCUGACAGCAAAAGCCAUUCAGAUGGACGCUUUAAUGGGGACUAAAAACCAGCUUAAGAGACUCAAAGGUGCCGAGGUUCCAAAUACCUCCUCCCACAAGACCAUCUAACCACUGCUCUGGCCUUGAGCACGUGCAAGAGCUUGAGUGUCCAGCUCACGUCCUUCCUGAUGAAGCAAGGAGCAUGCCGGGGCACCGAGACCUGGCAGCACAGACAAUAAGAAGCCGAGCUGAUGCCUUGUGGGAGAAGGUACAGCAGUGCUUCUAACUGCUGUUUGUGUUGGCCCCCUGCUUCCAAAAGCCACCGAAAUGACCACAGCAGACCUGGGAAGGAAGGGAGAUGAAUUGCCAGUGCUCCGUUGUUGGGGGAGCCAUUCUAACCUGGAUGCAUCAACAAGUGCAUUUGCCAAAUGGAAGCGAGAGGCAGGGAAUCGGCAACUGUUGCGGAGCCCGGCAGCCUGUUGGCCUGUUGCUGUUAAGAUCAGCUGGGAUUUUCAGAGGAGGCUAAAGGAGGUCGGUGCCCAAUUCACACUCGGAUUCAGUUAGACCUUGGCACCUAAUUCCUGUUGGCACCUUUCAGACUUCCAGCCAACGACACAGACUGUUCCACUGAUGACACUGCUGCACCCACAUGCCGUCUAAAAAGUGGGCUGGAGAUCCCACGAGAGCUGGCUUUCUCUUGAGACACCAGCUCCUACCACUUGGGUUAGGCUGUCCUGACGCCUUGCCCGUCUCAUUGUAUUUCAGCUCAUCUAUUUCCGUCCAGAACCAGGAAGUGCAAAUUUGUAAAUGACUUUUAAAAACAAGGGGGGUGGGGGGAAGAAGCUAUUCACAUUUUUGGAAUCACCAAAGUAAAGUUCAGGUUUGAAUUCUGGGCGAAGGUUUGAGUCCGU